This is a messenger RNA of Dentiscutata erythropus, 2442 nucleotides long. The record is from the annotation of a GenBank genome assembly. Lineage: Eukaryota; Fungi; Glomeromycota; Glomeromycetes; Diversisporales; Gigasporaceae.
AUGUCUUUCAGAGAUAAGAUAAAUUUUUAUAGUGUUCUCGAUCGAUUGAUCCCUCCUGAGAUACUAAAUCAGGAUUAUGAUAAAGACUAUUUGGCACGACGUAAUUUAUUGCAAGCGCGUGCCGUUGUUAUUGUCACAGUAUCAGUAUGCUUCGCUCUUAUUUUACAGCUCUUAAUGGAUCUCUAUCUGAUAUUACUUAAUGGAUCAAUAAAUAAAUCUGAAUUUCCUUGGCCAAUUACUUUACUCGGUACCACUCUCUAUAUUGGAUUCCAAACUUUGAGUCAUGCAAACUUUUUUGCUGUUCCUCCUUUUGGAUCUAUUGGAAAAGAGAUCCCAAUAUCAUUGUCAGCUACUGGCUGGGUUGCUUAUGAACAAGAAUUCCAAUAUAAUCAAGAACGCAUGCAAAAAUCCUUGGAUGAGGCAAGAUCCGCAGAAACCGCAAAGUCCAUGUUCAUUUCUAAUGUUAGUCACGGUAUACUCGCAACCGUCGAAAUUUUAUCAAACACAAAAUUAAACGAAUCUCAACGAGCAUUACUUAAUGCUAUUGAAAGUUGUGGAACGAAUUUAAUUUCGGUAGUUAAUCAGAUUAAGUUUACUGAUAAAGGAAGUGUUGAACUAACUGCUGUUGAAAUAACUGAUGAAACUGAGUCUAAGAAAGAUAACGUAAAAAAGAUUUUAUCUUCACUGUUACCCGAAAGUGAGAAUAGUGAUAGUAGUGAAAGUGAUCCAGAAACACCAAUAGUCAAGUUUCGAGUAGAAGUAAUUGAUACUGGACGUGGAAUUGACCCUGAUUUUAUGAAUCAUAUGUGUCAACCGUUUUCUCAGGAAGAUUCAUCUUUGCGUAGAAAAUUUGAAGGAACGGGGCUGGGUCUUAGUAUCGUUAAAGGUCUACUAGAUAUGAUGUACAGCCGUUUGGAAGUUGAAUCAAGCCUCGGAGUUGGUAGUAAAUUCUCUUUCGUUCUCGAGCUUCCUUUAUCUCAAAAAUGGGAAUCCCUUGCACCUUCUCAAUUACCAUUCGAUCAUCAAUAUCUAAAACUUCCCCCCGAAGAACAAAAUCGACUAACUUCUCAUUCACAGUCUUUAUCCUUUGCUGUACUGCAAUCUGAAAAUACCUUAUACCUGCGACGAAUAACGUCUUAUUUAGAUCAAUGGGGAUUUAAAUAUCGAGUAAUAAAGAAAGAAGAUUUGAAGGCUGAGUGUGAAAAAGAGCAUGCGGACAUUGUGAUCUUAAAUGAUAGUAUUGGUGAUUUGGAAUGGUUUUUGGACGAGUUUGUGCAAUUUUAUGGACCUAUGAAAAGUAGUAAUGAAGGGGGUGAGAAAAGCGUGAAGCGGGAGCAUAAAGACGAGAAGAAACAACGGAUAUUGUUCUUUUCAACGAUCGAAGAUUAUCAGAACGCGCAAAAUGCAUUACAAAAGUAUAAAGUCCAAUUUGCUGUUGUCAUAUCAAAGCCGGCCGGUCCAGUAAAAAUUUUAACGGGUAUAAUAAAAGUGAUAGAGUCUUUACUUUCACCCACGUCCGAAAAUAUAUGUGUAAUAAAAGAAGAGCCUGCUGUAUGUAAUUAUUCGCAAGCGCAAGAAGUAUAUCUAGGCGGUGAAUUAUUAUUUUCAUCAAGUAUAUAUGGACUAGCAGCUGAUAAGACAGAAGAGUUUCCGAUCAGUGUUAGCAGCGAAAAAGCUUUAGUGAACCCUGUUUAUAGUACGGAUGAUGAUACCAAAAGAACGGAACCUACUGGGGUACAAUCAAUUGAAGAACAAUCUUCAACAGUUGAGAAAUCCGAAGGAAAGAAAGCACAUUUAACAAAGGGCAAAGAAAAAGAAGCUAAUGAAAAGACUUUGAAAGAUAUAUCGUUUCUUAUUGUUGAGGAUAACAAGGUUAACGCAAUGAUUUUAAAAACAAUGUUAAAACAAACCGGGUUUAAUAAUUAUGAUGUGGCUAUUAAUGGACUUGAAGCGGUCCAAAAAUUUUCUAAGAAAUUAUAUGAUAUAAUAUUUAUGGAUUUACAAAUGCCGAUUUGUGAUGGGAUUGAAGCAACAAAAGAAAUUCGAAAAAUAGAAAACGGCGAGGAGUCAUAUUUGAUAACUGAAACGCCAAUAAGUUCUGAUAUACUUCUAACGAGCACAGAUAGGAAACGCCGGAAAAAAGCGAUUAUUAUAGCAAUGACUGGACUUGCUUCUGAAGAAGAUAGUGAAGCUGCGGAAGCAGCUGGAUGUAAUGAAUUUUUAACAAAACCUGUAUCUAUAAAAACUCUAAAUUCGCGUAUGGAAUGUUGGACUCGAGAUGUACUAGAAUCUGACAAAAGAGAUGUUAUCACAGAAGAGGCAAAGCCACAAGAAGAAAAAGAGCAGCAAUAUCCACAAAUGGAGGAGGAAAAACUCGAUCAACCACAAAAAGAGAUGGAAACGAAAUCAGAGUCACAACAACAACCAUUAGGGCCGAUAUGA